Molecule: messenger RNA, 1191 nt
Organism: Chondrus crispus (carragheen)
Lineage: Eukaryota; Rhodophyta; Florideophyceae; Gigartinales; Gigartinaceae
Exons: 1
Coding region: 1-1191 (396 amino acids)
Source: RefSeq, a predicted model, not a curated record
AUGACGACCCCGGCUUUUUUAUGCUCCCCGCUAUUUUUCGGGCUAAAUACUCGGUUUAGAAGACACCCCGAUAACCUUGUCCGCAGCCCGAGCUUCGUGCUUUACAACCGUCUGCGCGUUGCACCGACACGCACGCAAGUGUCGUCGCGCAUGAGAAACCGAGGUGGGUUCCAGCUCCCGCCUCGCGUGCCAGAGGAUGCUGUCAAAAGGAGGAGGGCGAUAGAGCUGCUGGGGAACCUCACGCAACGGAAGAAGAUGAAAGAAGGCAAAAUGCGAGAAAUCGAGGCGCUAGUCGGCGAGCUCCCCAAGAGCCGGGAGCUUGCCCAGCAGUGGAAGGUAGCCAUGGAGCAUACUCCCAAUGCUAGGCGGAAACACCUGACAGGUCCGACGGCGCUCAGGCAUCGGACGGAAGUGCUGCGACGGAUUCGACUGCCCGAGCGCACCGCAAGCGUGGACCGCUCUUUCGUCCUCUUGGGGUGUCUGGAGCGCCGGUACCGAUACUCGCAGCCUCCGUCGAUUCGAGUGUUGGAGGAACUGGAAAAGCGAAUAGGAGACUAUCCAGUCGAUGAGAACGAGACACACCACUUUCGAAAAGCACUCAAGGUGCUGCGAAACGAGCGCCGCUCCAAGGAGCUGCGCCCUCCGCGCAUUCCAGUUGGAGACAUGAACGAGCUUCUUUAUGCCAGAAUGGCGCUUGGGUACUAUGCUAUGCGGCGAUCAAAGGGCGUUCGGGCCGGUCGGGCGACACGACUCGAAGACGUGAUCGGGGUAAGGCCUCGGAAUCAGAACGUGGCCUUGUCGUGGAAGAAAAUUAUGUCUGCAGCUAUUCGCAAGAAGAAACGACAGGAGCGUACCGCGAAACGACUUGCAGAGAUAGAACGCAAGCGGCUGAAGCGAAGAUGGUCUCGCGAGCAGCGAAAAUUAGAGAGUCACAUGAGGGCGCAGCUGCCCGUGCGGGAGGUGCGCAACAAUGGUACCUCGAGCGUGGUGGAAUCGUUUGCGGGCGUGGAGUUUGAGUCGUCCAACGUGUCAGCAUCUAACGGCAAGGCGAGUGGGAAUGGGACUCACACGAAUGCGCAGGGUGCGGUUGAUGACGGUACAUCUGGUGAUGCACACGUGACGGAAGAAGCGGUGCCAUUCGUGAGACGUUUGCAAAGGAUUUUUGGGGUGUUGCUGGGAAGAAAGCUGUGA